This is a messenger RNA of Didymodactylos carnosus, 754 nucleotides long. Lineage: Eukaryota; Metazoa; Rotifera; Eurotatoria; Philodinida; Philodinidae. The record is from the annotation of a GenBank genome assembly.
GUUUACUCUAUCUGUUCCUCUAUGAAAAUGUUUACUCUACGAAUAGAAAACUUGAUUUGUGAAUCAAGAAUGUACUGAAAAGUCCAUAAAAAUCGCACCGUAUUAGUAGUUGGUGGAGUAUUUUGCAUUUUUAACUAUGACGCACAACUUUUAUCGCACUAUUCUUUUUUCCAUUGGGUAGAGCAUCAAGAAAUGCAUCUACUAUCAAAAUCUCACUUUGAAACGCGCUUUUUUGACUUUGUUAUGGCGAAAACAUUGAAGGAUAGUCGCUUAUUUUGUCUCUUUUUGCGGUUUUUAUGGACUUUUCAGUACAUUCUUGAUUCACAAAUCAAGUUUUCUAUUUAAUAAGAGCUCUCACAGUGCAUUUGGAAUUUUUUGACUAAUCAUAUGCGAAUAGCAUGUAAUGUUGGCCACAAAGCGAAAUAAUUAGGCUGACAUCAGUUCAAUCUAUUACUCAGGUCAUCACGAAACUCCGUAUCAAACCACAAUGAUGAUAGUCUUUCCUGAAAAAAACACAUGAUAGUGUUAUGGAUGUAACUGAAGAACAAUCAAAUGAUACAACAAAAAAAUCAAAAGAACAACAACUAAAUCUCAAAGAACGUUGUGGUCAUCUUGGUCCUUGUCCUUUACAUGGUCUGAAAUAUUUUGAUGUUGAACUGUCAGCUCUAACAGACUUUUUUGCAUGCGUAGAUAGUCCGGACGUUACUCUACAAAAUUAUGCAGCUCCCGGCUCUCUAGCUAUCGUCGUUCGGAC